AUGUGGAUGCUGCGACACUGCAUUUUAUUUUGUUGUGCGUAUAUUUCUAAACUUAAUAUUUUUUUUAUAUGUGAUGGAAAAACGUGCCUACGCCGUGCCUACAUUAACGGCGAAGAGCAAAUAGUUGAGGCCGAAAUUGGUGCAACUUUCAGCCAGGAUAUACUCGUGGCAGGAAAUUGUCAAUUGGCGAAUUCCAGCUGUCAAUCUGAAGAAAAUCUUGUAAAGAAUGUGGGCAGCAAAACAUCUAAAGUUCCUUCCAAAAGAAAGGCCUCAAAGAAAUUGUCGCUAGAAGAAGAAGAGCAUUUAAUUUUGGCCGUCCAAAAUAGAAAACCACUGUGGGACAUUAGCCAGCCGAUAGACCAGAGAUCCAGGGAAAUCCGGAAACGACUUUGGCAAGAAGUUGCUGAUGAAUUGAAUGGUGUACUCGACGCAGCUGCUGUACAGCAGAAAUUUAAAUCAUUACGCGAUACAUACCGCAAAAUUGUCCAUUCAGAGCAAUAUCUUCCGAGUGGAUCUGGAAGGAAUGAAAAUGAGGAUCGUCACAAGUGGAAGCACUAUGACACAAUGGAGUUUCUUCGUGAUACCAGUCUAUUGAAGGACACAUCGAGUAAUAUUUUUGGCACAGAAAAUGAGCUAUUAAAUAAUUCGGUGGAGUCAAUAUUUGAAAUGCAAAAUUUGAUUGACAUAGAUCCAAAUGACAGUAAUAGUAUAGAAACGCCAGUAAGUUUAUCUAGUACUUCUAUGAGUACAAAAAGACGAAGAUCCAAUUCCACUAUUGCUACUGAUAUAUCAGCUGCUUCUAUAAAUCCGUUGAAUAAAUUAAUCCAAAUUUUCGAGAGACGGGAAAACGCGUUAAAUGUAUUACCAAAUACAAAUGUACUGCCAAAUACAAAUGAUCUAUUCGAUGAAGUGGAUCAUAUGCUACAAACAGCAGCAUUACAGUUGCGUAAAAUGUCGUCUCAACUACAAAUGCGAACUCUACAAGAUAUUGUUCAAAUGACUUUUUCCAGACUGCAUGAAGAAAUGAAUAAGAAUUAA
Camponotus floridanus (Florida carpenter ant) is the source of this 1038-nucleotide messenger RNA. RefSeq lists its product as uncharacterized. The coding region runs from base 1 to 1038 and encodes 345 amino acids. The record is from RefSeq and is a predicted model, not a curated record. Gene Ontology annotation, biological process: regulation of transcription by RNA polymerase II. Lineage: Eukaryota; Metazoa; Arthropoda; Insecta; Hymenoptera; Formicidae. Gene Ontology annotation, cellular component: nucleus; transcription regulator complex. The transcript has 6 exons.